Messenger RNA from Zingiber officinale, 1431 nucleotides. RefSeq names its product 3'-N-debenzoyl-2'-deoxytaxol N-benzoyltransferase-like. The record is from RefSeq and is a predicted model, not a curated record. Bases 88 to 1407 code for a protein of 439 amino acids. Lineage: Eukaryota; Viridiplantae; Streptophyta; Magnoliopsida; Zingiberales; Zingiberaceae. The transcript has 2 exons.
ACUCCCGUAGCCGGCCAUGGCUCUGCAACCUCCACGUAGACUCGGUGUCUGUUAUUAAAAGCUCCGGCGGACGGCGAAUUCUUGGACAUGAAGAUGAACAUCGAGAUCUUGAGCACCGCCAUCGUCUACCCAUCUUCACCAUCCUUCCAGCCGCUUCCCCUCCCCCUUUCCCACCUCGACACCGACCGCAUCCUCCACCUCCCCUUCCGCACCCUCCGCCUCUACGCCCACGACGCCGCCGACAGCUUCGCCUCCGCCCUCCCCGCCGCUCUCGCUCUUUAUUUUCCACUAGCCCUCCCCCUGCGCCACCGCCCCUCCGACUCCCGACUCCAAGUCGACGAUGCCCCUCUCGCCGGCGUGUCCCUCACCCGCGCCGCCUCCCCUCUCACCCUCUCCGACCUCCGUGCCGCCCAACCGGGCGCACUCCUGCUCGACCAGUUCGCCCCUGAUCCGACCGCCGGCGAGGCUCUCGCCCGUCCGCUCUCCAUCCAGCUGACGGCGCUCGCCUGCGGGGGUCUCGCCGUCGGUAUGUGCGUCCACCACGCCCUCUGCGACGGUGCCGGCGCCACCCAGUUCCUUAGCACCGUCGCGGGGUUGGCCCGGGGAGCGGGACCUCCAACCGUGUCACCGGUGUGGGCCCGGGCGGAACUGCUCGGACCGAGGACCCCGCCCCGGAUGGAGGCUCCUCUGCUUCGCGAAGUCUUGGGGUUUGACGACAACGUGACCAUCGACGGGAUCUACGACAGGGAGGCGAAAACAGGGUCUUUGGUGAGGGAGUGCUUUCCUGUGAGCGAAGAGCACUUGAACCGCUUCAGAAAUCAGCUCGCCGAGGAGGCUUCCAUGAGCUUUACCUCAUUCGAGGCCUUGAGCGCUUACAUAUGGCGUGCCAGAAUCAAAGCAAGUGGAAUUCGUAGUGAUGCAGUGGUAAAGCUUGUGUACUCCAUGAACAUAGUGAAACUCCUCGAUCCUGCGCUUCCUCGAGGCUACUGGGGCAAUGUCUGCGUCCCGGUGUACGUCCACCUCGCUGCCGGCGAACUAAUCGAGCAACCAGUGUGGAAGACGGCAAAACUAAUCAAGGAGAGCAAGAACGGCGUCAGCGACGAGUACGUGAGGUCCUACGUUGACUUUCAGGACCUUCAUUACGCCGACGGGAUCACCGCCGGAGAUCGCGUGAGUGCCUUCACCGAUUGGAGGCACUUAGUCCACCGCGACGCCGACUUCGGCCUGGGCGGGCCGGUGAGCGUGAUGCCGCUCACCUGGAGGUUGCUCGGCAGCUCGGAGCCCUGCUUCUUCUUGCCCGGUGACAUGGGGAACGAAACAGAGAAGAAUGCAUUCAAGGUGGUUGUAUCACUGCCGGAGAAGACGAUGCAGGGAUUGAAACAGAGCAUGAAGGUGUUUGCAAGCUAAUAAUAUUAAAUUUAAUAAUAAAAA